Manis javanica (Malayan pangolin) is the source of this 4215-nucleotide messenger RNA. RefSeq names its product islet cell autoantigen 1 like (gene ICA1L). Gene Ontology annotation, cellular component: Golgi apparatus. NCBI's taxonomy places the organism in Eukaryota, Metazoa, Chordata, Mammalia, Pholidota, Manidae. Gene Ontology annotation, molecular function: protein domain specific binding. Gene Ontology annotation, biological process: regulation of transport. The record is from RefSeq and is a predicted model, not a curated record.
AAAAACCUGUAAGAGUUAAAUGUGCACAAAAACCGUAAGCACGUGCCGGCACUGGUAAGGGAAAAGCCCGAGGAUUCAGGGAUGGCCAAGGCCAGAAGCCUACGACCUCGUCGGGUGGCCCCGGAGGCACGGCAGGUGCAGUGGAAGCUCGGAGAAAGCGGGGGUCCCCGGCCUAAGGGCGCGAGGCCCUGAAAAGGAAGCCGAGAGUUCCUCCACUAACCCACGCUCAGAGGUCACACAUUCAGAUCCUGCGGUGUUGGGGUUCGUCAUUUCACUUCACAGAGGACUUCGCGAAAGGAGGAACAGAGAGUCCCUGCGUUCAUCCCAGAGCAGGCGGUGAGCCGGACCGCCGGGGGUGAGGCUGGAACCCGAGCGGGAGGGACGUGCGGUUUGGGUCUCCCGCGUCCCGCAGCCGGAGCCUGACACCGCCCCGCGCCGGUGAGGCAGCAGCCUGGCGGCGCCGCGGGGCUCACGGACCGCGGCGGCAGCGGCAGGCCCGGGGGCCGGGACUCACCUCCGCGCGGCUGAGCGCCAUCCGGGGCGGCGGAGGACCGGCGCGUCGCGGUUCCGGCGUCGCGUCACUCCAUGGAUUCUUUGGGGCAACCUAAACCAGAAGAUAACCAGUCCGUAGUCAGCAGAAUGCAAAAGAAAUACUGGAAAACUAAACAAGUCUUUAUCAAAGCAACAGGAAAAAAGGAGGAUGAGUACGUGGUGGCAUCUGAUGCCGAACUGGAUGCUAAACUUGAGGUUUUUCACUCUAUUCAAGAGACAUGCACUGAACUUCUGAAGAUAGUUGAGAAAUACCAGCUAAGACUCAAUGUUAUAUCAGAGGAAGAAAAUGAACUAGGGCUCUUUUUAAAGUUUCAAGCAGAACGGGAUACAACACAAGCUGGCAAAAUGAUGGAUGCCACUGGCAAGGCCCUCUGUUCUUCAGCCAAGCAAAGGUUGACCCUGGAUACUCCCCUGUCUCGUCUUAAGCAAGAAGUAGCAACAUUCAGUAACAGGGCAGUGUCUGAUACCUUAAUGACAAUUAAUCGGAUGGAGCAGUCACGCACAGAAUACAGAGGAGCUCUGCUGUGGAUGAAAGAUGUAUCCCAAGAACUGGACCCAGAUACCUUGAAACAGAUGGAAAAGUUCAGAAAAGUACAGAUCCAAGUGAGAAAUAGCAAAGCUGCUUUUGACAAGCUAAAGAUGGAUGUUUGUCAGAAAGUGGAUUUACUUGGAGCUAGUUGCUGUAAUAUGUUGUCACAUUCACUCACUACCUACCAGGUACCCACCUCCAUGAGAACACUGCUUGGAUUCUGGGAGAAAACAGCUCGAAUCAUGGCCCAAAUCCAUGGGGCCUAUAUUGACUUUCAUCCAUAUGAUUUUAUAGCUCUUCAGCAGCUACAAGGCACUCCAAGCAAGUUUACUGAAGACCACAAAGAACAAAUAGAAGACAAUUCUGUCACUGAAAAUUUCAAUAAGUUAGUUUUGUCAGAUGAGAAACUCAACUUGGGAAGUGAACCAGCAGCUGAAGAUCACAAGGAAAAAGAUUUUCAAGGAAGAGAAUUUGAAGCACAUCAGUUUUCUAACUCUGAAAAUGGAGUUGCAAAAGAUUUCCUGGUACAUUCAUUGGAAGAUGAUUUUGAGAGGGAAUUCUCAUUUCUCAACAACCUCCUAAGUCCUGGUUCUUCAAGUACUAGUGAAUUUGCCCAAGAAUGCCAAGAUACCUUUGGGAGCCCCAGCGCCAGUCUCAUGUCCCAGAAGCCUUCUGUGGUGUCUGAGCCUCUUGGUCAUGCCUCACGAUUUCUUCCUUCACAGCUUUUUGACCUUGGCCUCCAUGCUGACAGAGCUUUCAACAGCUGGGCCUCCCAAGGGGGAUUAGAACUUCCAUUUUCAUACAUUGACAACCAGCCAGUGCCUUUAGAGAGUCCAAAAAAACUAACAAAAUCUAUAGCAACUUUAAAACACACAGACCUUGAGGAUUCCAGCCACUAACUUCCUUGGUCAGGAGCAGGUUGGUGCCUAACCAGCUCUUCGCCCUCAGAACCAAGCUGCCAGCUGGAGCAAUGAGGAGGACCACACCAGAGAGCAAACAAGGCAGCGGCCCAGGAGCACAUACUCUGCAAUGACACUAGACAUGUAUAUUUUAUUAAUGUCAUGUGUAGGAGAAGUAGCAGUAAGGCUUUAUGGUUAAGUUUGAGUUCGAGAGUCAGACAUGGUUCAAAGCCACUCUGAAAUUUCCCAGAUAUAUGACUAUGAAUGUCACUUAAUUCCAGUUUUGUCAUAUGUAAGAUAGUACCUGGCUUCAAGAAGUUAUUAUGAAGAUUAAGGUAAACAGUCACAUAUACAGUGUCUGACACUUGGUAAGCUGUCAGUAAGUAUUACCUAUUAUUAUUUCAGCUCAACACCCUUGAUUAUAUUGUACUUUACAAGCUAAAAUGAAUUUUAUGAGACCAUUUUUCAUGACCAAAAACUCUUGCAUUUCCUAAGAUGUAAACUUACCUAACAAAAAUAUGAAGAUUAUAGUGUUUGCUUCCAGUUUUAUAAGCUAGGCUGUUUUCAUAUUCAUUAGCCAUUUAACUGACAGCACUAUUAUAAGCAUUUCCUUCACCAUAUAAAUAAAAAAAUGGGGUUCAAAGAGUGACUUCUUUGCCUCAGAUCCCAUGACCACUAAGCUACAGAGCCAGAUUUAGUACCCAAAUUGUAGCCCUAAAUACAGGGCUAUUUCUGGAUCUCUGAAUCAUCCUACUGAUUUCAAAAAUAACUGCUUCACACAUGGAAUUGAGAUGAAUGGUUAUACUCCUGGUUUUUAACCAUCAGAGUCUCUGUGAUACUCUUCUAUAAAACAAUGAUUUGGCAGGACUAAUCCAUGUUACUGUAUAAAAUCCAACAAAGAAUUUAUGGAGGUAAAUUCUCAGUUUGAGGAAGAUGCAGACUGCUGAAAACUCCUAACAAAAUUAAUUUUUUUACAAAACCAACAAUUCUGAGAUACUUAUAAAAGGGAAAUAAAAACAGUAUCUUCAAGACUCCAGCAUCAUCUGUGUGUUGAUACCAGACCAACCCAAAGACACUCCACAAAAGCUGUUAUCUAGAACAGUAUCUUUCAAAUCAUUUUUAAGAAAUACAUUUUACUUUACAACCUAUGUAUGUAUCUCUGUCUAUUUUACAUAUAAUUUGUAUACACACAUAAUACUCUCCUUAUAUCUGAACUUACUUAACAUUUUUUAUUCUGCUUCAUUUGAAAAAAAUGUUGGCUGGACCCAUUUAAUUCACUUCAAGACCCAAACAACUUUGAAAAACACUGAAUCAAAAGGAUACAAAGGUUAUUUGUAUUAUCAUACCAUAAAAUAAAGAUAUUUUAAAAGCACACCUCAUCUUAUCAAGGAAAAAAACCUGAUACUGAUAUACACUGACAGGGAACUGAUAUUAAGAGCAUACUUGCUAUAAAUAUUUCACACCCCACACUCUAAAGCAAUUGAAAGAAAGGGAUCAUUAUUGUCCUAAAUUUUUCUUUUUUUGGUCUAUUUAAUACUAAUGAAUCAAAAUUAAAAAAAUAACAACUAAGAAGAAACAGGGAACACCCAACUUGAAAUCUAAAUUUUAUCUUCAACCUCUUUAAAAGUAGAGAGAAAAGACAGGAAAAAACAAAAUUUGGUGUCAAUUUGAGAUUCAUUUUGCAUUUUUAAUUAAAUGUAAAUAUAUAUAUAUAUACUAGUUAUCCCUAAAUUCUGCUUAACUUUCUUCCCCCAGAAAUAAUUUUUAGAAUUUUUUACAAAGUAAUUUGGUGACCACUUUUUAGGACUGACAGUUGUGGCAACUUUACUUAAAAUGUGUCCUUGCUUUCUAAGUGUUUAUACUGCAGUUUUCAUUGGGGCAUAUUUGACUAGUUCUGUGUGUGCAUAGAAACUAACCUUCUCAGCCUAAACAAUUGUCUUGCAUAUAUUAUCCAAUCAUUAUAACAAAGGAAGAAUAUGACUGGUUUAGGAAGAAUGAACUAUGAAGACAAAAGGGGGAAAAAAGAGUACAUUCUGUGUAUACUUAAGAAUGAAAUUAAGUGACUGCCCCAGUUAAACCUCUAAAACUGUGAAGUACUGAAUUACUUAACAAACGUGUGUAUCUUUCAGUGUGCUUGCUUAUAUAUUAAUAUUUGCUUAGCACUUACCACAAUGAUCCAGUAUGUUAAGUCCUACAAUAAGUAAAGAGGUAGCAAGGAAAUAACAAAUGACAUAU